CAGUUCUAGCUGAAGAAACAAACUGAUCUACAUGUGCUUCACUAUUCGUUGGAAGAAUGACAGAUGACAAAGAUGUGCUUCGAGAUGUGUGGUUUGGACGAAUACCCACCUGUUUCACUCUGUAUCAGGACGAAAUAACUGAAAGGGAAGCUGAACCUUACUAUUUGCUUUUGCCAAGGAUAAGCUACUUGACAUUGGUAACAGACAAAGUGAAGAAACACUUUCAGAAAGUUAUGAGACAAGAGGAAGUUAGUGAAAUUUGGUUCGAAUAUGAAGGUACACCACUGAAAUGGCAUUACCCAAUUGGUUUGCUGUUUGAUCUCCAUGCAUCAAAUACAGCCCUUCCUUGGAGCAUCACAGUGCAUUUCAAGAAUUUUCCAGAAAAGGAUCUUCUACACUGCCAUUCUAAGGAUGUGAUUGAAGCUCAUUUUAUGGCUUCUAUAAAAGAAGCAGAUGCAUUAAAGCACAAAAGCCAAGUAAUCAAUGAGAUGCAAAAAAAGGAUCAUAAGCAACUGUGGAUGGGUUUGCAAAAUGACAAAUUUGAGCAGUUUUGGGCAAUAAAUCGAAAACUCAUGGAGUAUCCUCCAGAAGAUAGUGGAUUUCGAUACAUCCCAUUUAGAAUUUAUCAGGCAACUACAGAAAGACCUUUUAUACAGAAGCUAUUUCGACCAAUUGCUUCAGGAGGACAGAUGCAUACUUUGGGAGAUCUGCUAAAAGAUGUGUGUCCUAGUGCUAUCGACCAUGAAGAUGGAGAGCAGAAGACUCAAGUGAUGAUUCAUGGAAUUGAGCCAAUGCUGGAGACACCCAUACAAUGGCUAAGUGAACAUAUGAGCUAUCCAGAUAAUUUUCUCCACAUUAGUAUCAUUCCCCGACCUACUGAUUGAAACUCAGCUAUACUGGUAUGAGGAUCAUUCUCAAGCUGGAAUUACAAGGGCAUGUCAACUUCUUGCUGCUGUCAGUCUUGACAGAGGCAGCCUGACCAGAAAAAAAAGAAAAACAAAAAAACCUGAACCAAAACAAGAAGUCCCCACUGCUGCAAGCCAAACAGGAAGAGAGAUCCUGUUGUCAGAUAAGGGCAAUUGGGCUGAUCUUACUUUGCAUCACCGCUGCUUUUCUUCACCGCUGUAAUUAAAUCAGUUGCGAUAUGAAAGAAUUUACAGGACCUCUGCAAGUCUGCUCUUUUCUUGUAAAAUAUAAUGAAGCCGAAACUGUCAGCCGUAGAGCAAAUGGAAAUAUGCCACUUGAUUGUAUUUCUGAUUAACAAAUAAACAGGGCUGUUUCCUAAAGCGGUAGUGUUUCAACUUUGAGAGUGGAAACAUUGGUUUAAUUUUCUAGAAAGUUAGACACGGAGAGAUUCAGUUACCAAUAGCUUUUUGUAAAAGAUCAAAUUACUGUAAACCCAUCUUUCCUUAAUGAGAAGUUCAUGUUUACAGUAUGUGUAUUGGUAUGCAAAUGAUCUUUUAACUUUGAUAACAAGCAGUGAGAAAUUUUAAAGUAAACCCGUGAGCAUGUUUUGUCAUUUAUAAACAUGCACAACUUAAUAAUUUACAAAUACUUUUGAUUUGUAUGCUGUCACUGAAUGCUCCAGUAUGUUUAUUAUUCAAACCAGUUUUCAUAGACUAGCAAUGAUGUAGGAUAAUUUGUCUCAGGAUUUGUCAUGACAUUUCUUUGUCCUCAUCUAAUUUUUUUUUUUUCUGUAAAAGAAUUUUCUUAAUUUAGUUUAAAAAGUUUAAAAAAAAAAGUAAACGGAUGUCGCAAAA
This is a messenger RNA of Nestor notabilis (Kea), 1760 nucleotides long. RefSeq names its product autophagy related 5 (gene ATG5). The transcript has 7 exons. Bases 57 to 884 code for a protein of 275 amino acids. The record is from RefSeq and is a predicted model, not a curated record. NCBI's taxonomy places the organism in Eukaryota, Metazoa, Chordata, Aves, Psittaciformes, Psittacidae. Gene Ontology annotation, cellular component: cytoplasm; Atg12-Atg5-Atg16 complex; phagophore assembly site membrane. Gene Ontology annotation, biological process: autophagosome assembly; autophagy of mitochondrion; cellular response to nitrogen starvation.